Molecule: messenger RNA, 3457 nt
Organism: Saccostrea cuccullata (small rock oyster)
Lineage: Eukaryota; Metazoa; Mollusca; Bivalvia; Ostreida; Ostreidae
Product: interleukin-17 receptor D-like
Exons: 6
Coding region: 124-1758 (544 amino acids)
Molecular function (GO): zinc ion binding; nucleic acid binding; interleukin-17 receptor activity
Source: RefSeq, a predicted model, not a curated record
GUUCUGCCUCGUUUUGACAUCCUGUUAUAGAGGUUGUAAACACAAAGUAUUUAUUGCAGGACAGGUGUUAGGUGGCCUUCCUCUGAGACAGAGAUGCAGAUAACAUCGAGUCAGUAGACCGUCAUGGCAGACUCAGGAGCCACAAUGUCCACCCCCUCUGUAGGAAAUGGCCCUGAUGAGGUGAAACCCAAUCCAGGCUCAGGUGUGAUUGUGGACCAGCCUGACAAUAUUGAGUAUGAACAGUCCCUCCAGAUUGUCCUGGGGACAGUGUGUGGGGUGGUGGGACUUCUAGGACUAAUCAUCAUCAUCUCUCUAUUGUACAAACUGUAUAAACGCCGCAACUCACCACGGCGCUCACCAGAUCACCCUGAAGAGGAAUUGAGUAGCUCUAUUUCUAUAGACCUGGACCAGAAGCAGAUUCCCACGAUACUGCUGCUGUAUGCCUAUGACUGUGUGGCCCACGAGAAGGUUGUGUCGGCCCUGGCAGGCUUCCUCAUUGACACCUGUAAUUGUAACGUACACCUGGACAUAUUCGAGGACCAGAUUAUCCACGAGCGGGGACUAGAUGAUUGGCUGGUAGAUAGGCUCCAGGAAGCCGAUUUCAUCAUAGUGUUAUGUUCUGUGGGAGCUAGACUGAGGUGCACAAAGAAACGUGUCCGGUUUAAGUGUGAUCCGUACCGCACCAUACCCGAUUAUUUUGCAGUGGCUGUUGACUAUGUGGCAGAGAAAAUGAGAGUGGAGAGAAUGAAAGGUCUGCCCAUGUCCCGCUUCAUUGUAGCCUACAUGGAUUAUUCUUACAGUAGUGACAUACCCCAUCAGAUUGAAAUGGGGACAAAGUUUCACUUGAUGAAUGAUAUCACCAAACUUUUCUGUCAUGUUCAUGGUAUGAAUAGCACAGACAAUAGCAAGUUUGGAACCUUGCACCCAUCCAUGAUUGAUGAGUAUUAUGAAAGCUCAGAAAAUGGGCUUGAGCUUCAGGUUGCUAUUGAAUCUGCCAAAGAGUUCUUUAAGUGCAAUCCUAAUUGGGUGGAGGACAGUAUGGAAGUUCUACCUCCACCCAGUACCAAGUCAAAAUCGCGUCCGGUGAGGAAGAGGUCCCUGGAGCCCUUAUUGGGGGAGCCUCCAGCUGACCCCCGAGUGGUGGAUACUAAAGUCGACGUUCACAGACAAAACUUCUCCUCCCCUCAGCCGAGUGAACAAGAUCAAAUUUUCUCUUCACCUAAAACAUUGUCCAGGCAAUCAGAUUCAUUCAAAAUGAAGAAUCGCUAUUCUGCAGACAUUGAGACAAUUCCCUGUAUCUUAUGUGGGCAGGUGGGCCAUUACAGUGAUAACUGCACCUGUAAAGGGAGGGAACAGAGAAAAAAUGCACAUGAUAACUUAAAUGACGAGGAGGACGGUGAAUUUUUUUCUGCUCGAGUCAAGAGUCGAUCAAUGCCCACAAUGUGUAGUACAAGUCUUCAUAGCUCCCAAACAGUAUUUCAGGUGGAUGUCCACAAGGAAUGGACAAUGAAUGAGGGUCAGAUGUCAGAUGAAGGCGAAUCUCAGGAAUAUGAGUCCAGUCGUGACCUUGAUGACCUUGAGCGCGACCUUCAGUCCAUUAUUUCACCUAUGUCAACACAAGCUAAGACCAUGUCCUUGCCAAUUAAUGGAAUGUAUGGACAACAAAUGCAAGUGCUUCCUGAAGUGUCCAAAUUUCCAGUCACUCAGCAAAGCAGUUCCUCUUCAAGCAUGGGGUCUCUCCAGGAGCUGUGUUUAUGAGCCAACAGGAAGAUAUUCUGGCAGGAACCAAUUAAAGCCUUAGAAUAGUUAUGACGUCUGAUUCAACAUCAAGGGCUAUUGCACCAUAUAAAGAAUAUGGCAUGCAUAGUGCUAUAUUUUUCAUGAUAAGGAUGAUUCUAUUUAUGUUACUUAAGAUAUAAUGAUGAGAGACAUUUUUGAUGUACACUGUAGAAUUGUUGUAUGACCUCACACUCUCUUCAGAUUUGCCCUCAUCCAUUAAUUUGCCCCCCUUCCCGUCUACUGAUUAUCCCAUUAUUCAAUUAUUUGCCUAAAAUAUGAUGCACAUAUUUUAUUCUAAUUUAUAACUAUGUAAUUUUCUAAUAUUUCAAUUGCAUACAUAAUUACUACUUAAUGAACAUUGCACAAGUUCAUUGCUUGUUUAAGUUAAGUUGUACAUGUAGAGCCAGUCUUUGGCAAUGGAGUAGAGUGGUUUGAAAUUUAUAUCAAAUAAUACUCCAAAUUUGCAAGCAGGAAAGACAUUUGUUAGAGUGGCUGAUAUGUCUGCAGUGUACAUCAUGCAAUAAGUUAUUAUUUAUGAGUUAAGAAGCAAAUUUAUCAAAGAAACAGUGCUUGUAUGUGUUGGGUUUUUUUUUAACAGUAAGCUUUUUUUAUAUAAAAAUAAAGGAAUUCUGAAUGUGUAAGAUUUAGAUAAUUUGCUUUUGAAGACUAUAAAUGGAAGCUUGUGCAAUAUACUGUUUUCUCUAUUGGUACAUGUACAAUGUAUUUGUGUUCAUAUACAUUUUUGUAUGAUUAUUUUUAAAAAGGCUGUGAACAAGAGUUGAUCCUCUUCAGUUAUGAUCUUGAUGUUCUUUUCCAUUGGUUGUUCAUUCCUUGACACUUCAUUUUUUGCUUUGGUAUUAAAUUUACCAUUUAGAGUAAAGGAAAUGGUAUUCUGUCUAUUAAUAAAGCUUUUUGAAGGUGCUUGUCAAAUAAUGACUGUCAUAAAAUCUGUUCAUAGCUCUCGAUUGUCAUAAAAUCAUCAUGUGGUCUAUUUUAUCCCCUUUGAAAAACUUAAUUUAUCUUAAUGAAUGUCUCAUGUGAUUAACCUAUAGAUAUGUUCCCAUAUGUAAGGUGCUAACCUAAUGCCUACUUCCUGUAUUGAUCUCGGAUAGGCUGGAGGGGGGUGUUCCCCUGUGCUAGUCAGAUAGGCAGAUAGCACUCAAGUCCUGAUUCUGUGUCUGUAUAUUCGUCUGUAUUUCAGGUACUAGGACUUACCUAAUUUAAUACAAAAUUUAGAAAUUUAACAUGCAUUGUGUAUUUUCAAAUAAAUUGAGGAAAUCUAAAAUAUUAUAUCCAAAGAAAAAAAAAAUGAGAAAAUCAAACUUGAUCAAGUGUGUGAUGUAUGUCCUCUGUAAAUCCAAGAAUCAGAUUUGUAGUGAAUGAAAUACCCUAUCAGAUGUACAUGUAUUACAGAUGUGUGUUUAGAUAGUUAACUAAAUGCUACUUGAUAAGAAUGCAAUCAGUGUCAACAUAUCAUAAAUCUCUUACUCAUUGCACUUUCCUUAUUUGUCAUUUAUUUAUUGCAUUACAUCAACAGUUGUUUCCUCUCUAUAUACAUUAGGUUAAUGAUAUUAUUGUAUUAAUUAUGAGUGUGUGUUUGAUUCAGUGUGGAAAUUAUUGAUCUUCGUCAUGUACAAUGCAAACAAAUAAGUAUUUAAUAAAUGACAAAAAUGAGGAA